Molecule: messenger RNA, 852 nt
Organism: Fusarium graminearum PH-1
Lineage: Eukaryota; Fungi; Ascomycota; Sordariomycetes; Hypocreales; Nectriaceae
Exons: 4
Coding region: 1-852 (283 amino acids)
Molecular function (GO): phosphatidylcholine lysophospholipase A1 activity
Source: RefSeq, a predicted model, not a curated record
AUGUGGCGCGCAUUUCUGUUCUGCCUUCUGAGCACAGCCCAAGCUGGAAAUGUCCUACCUCGACAAGACACGGCCCAGAUAGCCAGAAACGUUUCUGGCUUCACGGCUUACGAUGUCUUAAACUACACCAACAUUCGCCUUGACGACUCACCGAGAAUAGAAGUCCCUUUGCGUAUUCUCUGUGUCGGAGACUCAAUCACUGAAGGGGCGGGGAGUAGUUCGAACGGUGGUGAUGGGAAUGGUUAUCGACUUUCUCUUGCAGAGCAUUUAUACCGUGAAGAAGUUGUUUUUGCCGGUACAAGACAUAGAGGAACAAUGAAGGAUAACUACCAUGCAGGAUGGUCUGGCAAGACUAUUCAAUACAUACGCGAUCAUGUCACAGAAUCUCUGGAGCAAAGACCCAACGUUGUUCUUCUUCACGCUGGAACAAAUGACAUGGAUCAGCGGUCAUCGAUCUCGAAGGAAGGAAGCGAACCAAAAGGCGCCGCAAACCGUCUGGGUCAUCUGAUUGACCAGAUAAUCAGUUACUGUCCGGAUGCAGUAGUUCUCGUUGCGAUUCCUCUAUCGUCCUGCGAUAGAUUCAAGCCCAAGAUGCCCGAGUACCGGGCCAUGAUUCCUGAGGUUGUGCGGCAGCGUCGAGAAGACGGAAAGCACGUUGUUGCUGUGGACUUUAGCACGUUCGAUUUGAAGGACUUGAGAGACUGUUUGCACCCUACUAAUGAAGGGUACAAGAUCAUGGGUGACUACUGGUAUGACUUCCUGACCCAGGUACCGGAGGGUUGGAUCAAAGAGCCCGUUGGGGAUGAUCCGGUGCGAGAAGAGGAGAAUGGAGUUGGUCUACGAAUUUUUUAG